This is a messenger RNA of Drosophila montana, 2321 nucleotides long. It is a transcript of the gene Fbw5, whose product is annotated as F-box and WD repeat domain containing 5. Bases 189 to 2177 code for a protein of 662 amino acids. The record is from RefSeq and is a predicted model, not a curated record. Gene Ontology annotation, molecular function: protein binding. Lineage: Eukaryota; Metazoa; Arthropoda; Insecta; Diptera; Drosophilidae. Gene Ontology annotation, biological process: protein ubiquitination. The transcript is spliced from 3 exons. Gene Ontology annotation, cellular component: SCF ubiquitin ligase complex; Cul4-RING E3 ubiquitin ligase complex.
GAAAGUUAUUUUCAAUUUUAAUAACGUUAUAUUGGGCAAAAACCACAACAACAAAAAACAAAGACAGAGCGAAAAAAAAAACGAAAACCCGUUUUUACGUCUUUGUCGCUAAAAAAAUAUUAAACAUUAACCAGCCAGCAGUUGAAGUUGUAGGAAACUAGGCUACGGCUAAAUAUAUUGGUACUCAAAUGGAAUUGACCUUCAAAAAGGCACGACUGGUGACUAGGGCAAACACAGCUGCUGCUGGCGAAGAUUACAGCGAUGCCGAUAACGAGCAAGAUGCGAUCGAAUUCGGCUGGUGGGCGCUACCGGAGCCAGCCCUUCUACAGAUCUUUGUCUAUUUAGAUGUACAGGAUUUAAUUCAGGCAGGUCUAGUCUGCCGGCGUUGGAACUCCAUUGCCAACGAAGAUUUCCUGUGGCGUCUAAAGUUUCAGGAACACUUUCGAGCCUCGCCCAGUAUACCGCUUAAGCCAGGCGCCAGUAGCUGGCGCGCCGAAUAUCAACGUCUCAGCAUGCAAAUACCCUUUGUGCAGGCCCAGCGAUUGGAGCCGUGCACUGAAUUCAAUCAUGGACAUACACAUCAGGUGCUGCAUGUGAGCUUUGCACACAAUGGUGAGAUGUUUGCCACCUGCUCAAAGGAUGGCUAUGUGAUUAUCUGGAACGCACAACAUCCGUGUACAGAAAAGUAUGCGCACAACAUGAAGCAGUUUAGCUGGAAGUACACCCAAUACUCUCAGUUCAAUCAGAGUGACACAUUGCUCCUGGUCUCGGGUGUGCAUUUUGGUUCACCUCAGAGUACAUCUGGCGAGAUAGCUGUCUUCUAUCUGGGCGCUACGGAAUCUCAUUUGCGCUGUCGCGUCGUCAAUCGGCCUUAUGAUAUCUUUGGCACCUGGUUCAGUGAUCAGUAUCUGUUAUCGGGAGAUCUUCACUGGCUGGCGCAUUUGGUUAGCACCUCGGUGCUGUGGCUGAACAAGGCCAAUCAGGAGAUCGACUCGGAGCAUGUACCCAUCAUGAGCCAGCUGUAUAAAUUUUACAAUCGUAAUGCCAGCUCCGUACGCGCCAUUAUGGUGGCCAGGUGUCCAUGGUUGGACGAAACGAAUGAUCCACUGCCGCAGGCACAACAAGGUCCAUGCUCCGCCACAGCGUCGUGCAGUGACCAGCCUUCUACAUCCGCCGCAGUGGCCAGUGGCAAUCCGUUGUCGCAUGCGGCCAGUUUGCGACGUACGCGCAGUGCUACGCCCGAGGAUAACUAUUUGCCGGACAUUAGCGAGCACAGUCAGGUGCGCAGAUCGCGUACACGUCCCGGCCACACAUCCGAUGCCACCAUACACUAUCUGGAGGAGUAUAGGCGAGCAGCUGCGGCAGCCACCGAGGACACCGAGGAGGAGGAGAACGAGUCUUGCUCGGAGCUGCAUGACGAAUACGAUGAAAUGGAGAACAGUGUGCCCAAGUAUCUUAUAUUUUCGACUGGCUCGAAGACCUUUACGCCACAUCAGAUUGGCUUUAAGCGCAUUCGCAAUGUAAAUUUUCCGAAAAAAUUGGAUCCGGGACCGACGCUUAAGGAGCGCAUUGCUGCCAAGCGUUUAGCUGACCAGCAGCAGCAGCAAUCGCCACGCACUGAUCCCGACUGGUGGGACUAUGAGUCCGUGAAGGAUCGUUUUGAUCAGGUGGACAAAGUGAUUGAUCUGCAUGGCCAUAUUAUUGGCAUGGCACUGAGUCCGGACCAUAGGUAUCUGUAUGUUAAUACCCGGCCAUGGCCCAAGAACUAUAUAAUAACUAAUCCGCUGGAGCCGCCACCAAUUGCCCAGGAGAUCGAUAUACAUGUGAUCGAUUUAAUGACACUCAAGCGUGUCGGCAACAUGCUGCGCGCCCACAAAGCAUAUACGCCUAGCACAGAAUGCUUCUUCAUAUUUCUUGAUGUGUGCGAGGAGUAUGUGGCCAGUGGCGCCGAGGAUCAGCAUGCAUAUUUAUGGGAUCGCUACUAUGGCAUAAGCUUGGCUAAAUUCAAGCACACAGAUGUCGUUAACAGCGUGGCAUUUAACCCAAAAGACUCCCAGAUGCUGGUCACCACCAGCGAUGAUUACACCAUCAAGGUUUGGCGCUCGCGUGCGCAGGCAAAGGCGUACAAUAUUCCUGUCAAUGUGAGCGAAUCUUUUGAGCUGAAGCCCAAAAAUUAGGCCAACCGCCUGCGUACCUGCGUUGCUGCCCAGUUGUUACAAUCAACAAUAUGUAUAAUCUAUACACUGCUCAUUUUGGUGUUAGCUUUUAAUGAAAAGAUGCAAAUUGUUUCGUGUUAUUUAAAAUGUUACGUCCUAAUCGAA